AUGGCACAAGGCCUGGAGGUGGCCCUCACAGACCUCCAAAGCUCCUCAAACAACGUGCAGCACCACACAGAGGAGAUCAGCUCUGAACGCCUCCUUGUCCGUCGGGGCCAGGCUUUUAACAUCACCCUGUACUUCAGAAGCCGGGGCUUCCAGCCAGGCCGGGACAAUGUCAUCUUUGUGGUUGAGACUGGCCCUCUGCCGGACCUGUCCAAGGGGACUCGUGCAGUGUUCAGCCUGGCAAGCCAUGGUGGCCCCAGCCCCUGGAUCGCCUCCCUGAACAAUAUUGGGGCCACUUUCUUGGAGGUGAGCCUCUGUGCCCCUCCCAUGGCCCCUGUCGGUCGAUACCUCCUGAAGAUUCACAUUGACUCCUUCCAGGGAUCUGUCACAGCCUACCAGAUUGGGGAGUUCAUCCUCCUCUUCAAUCCCUGGUGUCCAGGAGAUGCAGUCUAUUUGGACAGUGAGCCUCAGAGGCAGGAGUAUGUCAUGAAUGAUUAUGGAUUCAUCUACCAAGGGAACAAGAACUGGAUCCGCCCUUGUCCCUGGAACUACGGACAGUUUGAAGAGAAUAUCAUAGACAUCUGCCUGAAGCUUCUAGACAAGAGCUUGAACUUCCAGGUUGACUCAGCCAUAGACUGUGCCCUGCGAGGAAGCCCCGUCUACAUCAGCAGAGUGGUGAGCGCCAUGAUUAACAGCAACGAUGACAAUGGCGUGCUCAAUGGAAAUUGGAGUGAGAAUUACUCAGAUGGCAUGAACCCUGCAGAGUGGACUGGCAGCGUGGCCAUUCUGAAACAGUGGCACGCCUCAGGUUGCCAGCCAGUGCGCUAUGGACAGUGCUGGGUCUUUGCUGCUGUCAUGUGCACAGUGAUGAGGUGCCUGGGGAUCCCCACCCGUGUGAUCACCAACUUUGACUCUGGCCACGACACAGAUGGGAACCUGAUCAUAGACGAGUAUUACGAUAGCACAGGCAGGAUUCUGGAGAAUAAGAAGAAGGACUCUGUCUGGAAUUUCCAUGUCUGGAAUGAGUGCUGGAUGGCCCGAAAGGACCUUCCCCCUGGCUAUGGAGGCUGGCAGGUGCUGGAUGCCACACCUCAAGAGACAAGUAAUGGUCUCUAUUGCUGCGGUCCUGCCUCUGUCAGAGCCAUCAAGGAGGGGGAGAUAGAUCUGAACUAUGAUACGCCCUUUGCCUUCUCCAUGGUGAAUGCGGACUGCAUGUCCUGGCUUGUCCAAGCAGGGAAGGAGCAGAAACUCCACCAGGACACGAAGUCUAUUGGCAAUUUUAUCAGCACAAAGAGCAUCCAGAGUGAUGAGCGGGAUGAUGUCACAGAGAAUUACAAGUAUGGAGAAGGUUCCAUCCAGGAGAGGCAAGUGUUUCUGAAGGCUCUUCAAAAGCUGAAGGCUGGAAGGUCCGAAGGCUCCCACCGAGCAGUGUCUGAGCCUCCUAGGCCGGACAUACUGAGCAGUGGCAGCUCUCGAAGACUGGACACACCUUCUCUUCAGCCCGCUGACGUUGUCCAAGUCUCCCUGAAAUUCAAGCUGCUCGGCCCACCCAAUAUGGGCCAGGACAUAAACUUUGUCUUGCUGGCCCUCAACAUGUCAUCUCAGUUCAAGCAUCUUAAGCUCAAUCUGAGCGCCCAGUCCCUGCAGCAUGAUGGCAGUCCUUUGCCCCCAUUCUGGCAGGAAACAGCGUUCAUCACUCUCUGUGCUAAAGAAGCAAAAACCCAUCCCUGCAAAAUCCUCUAUUCCCAGUACAGCCAGUACCUGUCAAUGGACAAGUUGAUCCGCAUCAGUGCCCUGGGUGAAGAGAUGAGCAGUUCCGAGAAGAUCCUAGUGAACAAGAUCAUCACUUUGUCCUAUCCUGGCAUCAUGAUUAAUGUUCUAGGAGCUGCUGUUAUGAACCAACCACUCUCCAUACAAGUGAUAUUUGCAAACCCCCUCUCAGAGCAGGUUGAGGACUGUGUGCUGACUGUGGAAGGCAGUGGUCUCUUCAAAAAGCAGCAAAGAGUCAUCAUUGGAAUCCUCAAAUCUCAACAUCAGGUCAGCAUCACUCUGGAGACUGUCCCCUUCAAGAGUGGUCAAAGGCAGAUCCAAGCUAAUCUGAGAAGCAACAAAUUUAAGGACAUCAAAGGUUACAAAAACGUCUAUGUAGACUUUGGGUUGUGA
Molecule: messenger RNA, 2160 nt
Organism: Elephantulus edwardii (Cape elephant shrew)
Lineage: Eukaryota; Metazoa; Chordata; Mammalia; Macroscelidea; Macroscelididae
Gene: TGM5
Product: transglutaminase 5
Exons: 13
Coding region: 1-2160 (719 amino acids)
Biological process (GO): peptide cross-linking
Molecular function (GO): protein-glutamine gamma-glutamyltransferase activity
Source: RefSeq, a predicted model, not a curated record